UUUAUUGUAUAUAAAUAGGGUCUCUAAUGAGUUACCAAACAACAUCCAUCAAAACCAAACUUCUCUAGACAUGGUAGUGCCAAUGAGCUCACUUCUCCUUCCCCUCAUGGCUAUCCUAGUACUAUCCACAUCAACACAAAUCUCAUAUGCUCAAAACUCACCACAAGACUACGUCAACAUUCACAACAAAGCACGUUCUGAAGUUGGUGUUGGCCCUAUAAAUUGGGACACAAAACUUGCCUCCUAUGCACAAAACUAUAUAAACAAAUUAAAAGCAAAUUGCCAAAUGGUACACUCAAGGGGUCCAUAUGGUGAGAACCUAGCAUGGGGCAGUGGUGACAUAACAGGAACAGGUGCUGUUAACAUGUGGAUCGGAGAGAAGCGAUACUAUAAUUACAACAGUAACUCAUGUGCUGCUGGUUAUCAGUGUGGACACUAUACUCAGGUUGUUUGGCGCAAUUCGGUUCGGGUUGGAUGUGCUAAGGUAAAGUGUAAUAAUGGUCGUAGCACCAUUAUUAGUUGUAACUAUGAUCCACCUGGUAAUUAUAAUGGACAAAGGCCUUAUGAUAUUAAUCCUUUUGAAGUUCCGUUGAGCUUCAACCAUGGAAGUUUUUAGGAGAAAUAAGGUGGAAUUUGAAUUGAAUAAGUUGUUGUACAUGUGACAAUUCUGUGUAUAUGUUAGUAUAUGCAGAUAUAUUAGUCACACUUUAUAUGUCUUUGUUACUUUUGGAGAUUAAUGGAUUUUCAUGCUAGUAAUUACAAAGUAGAUUCUUAA
Molecule: messenger RNA, 775 nt
Organism: Lathyrus oleraceus (garden pea)
Lineage: Eukaryota; Viridiplantae; Streptophyta; Magnoliopsida; Fabales; Fabaceae
Product: pathogenesis-related protein 1
Exons: 1
Coding region: 71-616 (181 amino acids)
Cellular component (GO): extracellular region
Source: RefSeq, a predicted model, not a curated record